AUGGUCGGAGGCGACGGACGGACGCCAAUUGGCAACAAGCCCGCAGUCAGGGUAGAAUACGACAACCUGUGCCCGGAGAGCCAGUGGCGACUGAGGGAGGCGUUGCGCAUAUGGGCUGACUGGCACGAGACAAAGAUAGCUCCCCAAGACUGCACCACUCUUCCUGGUCCGCUGGUGGGUGGGAGUUUUGCAUACAUGUGGCCAGCUAUGUACGGAGGGUGUGUUGCGCUGAUGGAGGUGCCUAAGCCAACUGAUGCUUGGGCCCCUGUAGUCAUGACUUCUGUGAGCAUGCAAGUUCAGAAGGAUGUCAUUGUGACCUCAGCGUGCGGUCCUGUUGCUCCAAGCUCUGCACCGCAACAACUGGGUCAAGCUCAGCCGGUGGCCCAGACUGUUAGCACCUGUGAACCUCCUCAAGAAGCCGUUGCUGGCUUGAAAUGCGUGACAAAGCGAGGUGCAGUUGUGGUGGUGUCUCGAGCACCAGUUCAGGGUGCACAAGUGCAUGGUGAAAAACAAGCCCAGGACAGGAAUGCUGCAGCCACAAAAGCUGCAAAGGAACUGAAGAAUGACCACCAAUCAAAGAGGCAGCGCCAGGAGACAGCUGUUGCUCCUGUUGUCAAGUUCAAAGAUGGUUCAAGUGGACAGUCAAUGCAGGCAGCCCAAGGGGUGUUUGUCAAGGUCAGCGUAACAUGCUUCAAGUGGUCAAGAGCCAUGCUGCUGAUAUUGCCAUAUGUGAAAUGUUGUGAGCACUGA
Molecule: messenger RNA, 750 nt
Organism: Ostreobium quekettii
Lineage: Eukaryota; Viridiplantae; Chlorophyta; Ulvophyceae; Bryopsidales; Ostreobiaceae
Source: the annotation of a GenBank genome assembly